GUGCCGAAUUUUCCUUAUAUAUAAAUUUACAUCAAUAUUAUAACGUAGAUAAUGGCAACUUCUGAGUACGCAAGUCAGACUAAAGUACCUUAUAUUGGAUCGAGAAUAUCAAUAGAGAGUGUGGACACAACGACGGUUCGGCUACCGUUUAUACCUCCUGAUGAUAAUGAUUACGAUCCAAGAAAAUAUAGAAAACCUCUCAAACCAAUCACACCAUGGAUGGCAUACUUCGAUUUAAUCAGGCUUGGCUUCGGUCCUGGUUUUCUCGGCAUCCCGUUGGCAAUCAGUCAAGCUGGAAUGAUUGUGGGUCCUAUAAUGUGUGUUGUUAUCGGUAUGACCUUGACGCAUACGCAAAUAAUGAUGCUCGACUGUUGUAACGAAGUAUGUCGUCAAUUAAAAAUCCCCAGAAUAUCCUACAGGUAUGGAUUUCGCGUAUGUCUACUACACGGGCCUCCUAUUUUCCAUGUCUUAGGACAUAAUGGACCAAUAAUAGUAUCGAUAUUCAUGUUUUUGAGUCAGAUCUCAAUUUGCACUGUCUGCUACAUUUUCACGGCAGACUCUUUACGCGAUAUCAUGGAUUGGCAGUCCAAUAUUCCUGCCAUGUUAAUACUGUUGCUGCCUUACUUGUUUCUACAACACUACCUUCGGUCUUUAAUGCAAAUCAGCGUUGUGGCUAUGGCGGCUAACGUCGUGACUUUGACAGGCCUAGGAAUCAUAGUUUACCAUAUUUUUCUACAUCCUCACGGUGAAUAUAUGCAUAUCAACACAAAAAUUCUUAACUUAUUGUUUUGUUUCUCGACUGUGUUGUUCAACAUGAGCAGUAUCGGAGUAAUCUUGGCUAUCGAUCGAAGAAUUGAGAGUCCAGAACUAAUGACCAAACGAUUUGGUAUUAUACAACUAGGAGUUAUGUUGCCAACUUUCUUUGCAGCUGUAUACGGAACUUUGGGAUAUUGGGCAUUUGGUACUAUGGAGGAGAAUAUACUUAGAUCCUUGCCUUAUGAUGACGCGAGCACGAUAGUAUGCAUGUUUUUAUAUUUAGUUAUUGCAAUGGUAACGUACUCAUCGCAGAGUUACCCAGGAACAAUGGUAAUAUUAGAUUUCAUAGAAAAGCACGAUCCUCUGGUUGUUCCCACAAAACAGACAUUGAAACGAAUUGAAACGAAUGUUAUUAACACGAUUGUAGAUUAUGGAGCUAGAUAUAUGAUACUGUCGAGAUGA
Molecule: messenger RNA, 1218 nt
Organism: Hyposmocoma kahamanoa
Lineage: Eukaryota; Metazoa; Arthropoda; Insecta; Lepidoptera; Cosmopterigidae
Product: proton-coupled amino acid transporter-like protein CG1139
Exons: 10
Coding region: 52-1218 (388 amino acids)
Biological process (GO): amino acid transmembrane transport
Cellular component (GO): vacuolar membrane
Molecular function (GO): amino acid transmembrane transporter activity
Source: RefSeq, a predicted model, not a curated record